AUAACUGAGCCAAUAAUGGUUACUGCAACACACUCAUCAUCGAGCCUAAUGCAAGAGUCUUACAUAAAUAACCAAAACAAAUAACCAAAACAACAGUCUGACCAUCAAAAGAAACAAAACAAGCAAUAAUAAAAUAAGCACCACCGUGGAAACUCUGCACCUGCAGCUUCAUGAACACAUCAGGCGGGCCUAGGAGCUGAGACCCGCCUCCUCCCCGUUUUUUGUGCUGUCCAGUGCCAUCUCCUCCCCUGAGUUGUUUUCCUCUGACGGUUCCUUCCAGACUCUCCUGCGCUUUUGAUCCACCGCGACCUCCCCUGCACCGCUUCUAGUCUCUUCCUUUGUGCCACUGCUUUCAGACUCAGCUGUAUUUCCCUUACGUUCCUCUCCCAUAGUGCCUUCUCCAUUAUGUUGAGCCCUUCAGUGCUGACUCGAACCUCCCUGUUUAUCCCCCAACCACUUACCGCCCCUCGUGGGGCUAAUCUUACCCCCAACACCUGCUCUCAGAUCAGCACUAAAAUUUUUCUCCAAAACUAGACCCUCCACAUAUUUUAAUGGACAAAACUUCUCAGAGUGCCCCAUAAUCCCACAAAUGAAGCAGAAGCUUGAUAAUUUUUCAUAUUUAAAAUCUACCCAGUGUCCUUCCCCUCCUUUAGUCAAAGUGGAACCCUUUUUAAGGGUCUUCUGACAUUUAUCUUUAUCCUAACCCUCAAGUAAGAACUCCAUUUUCCCUUAAAGUGGCUUUCAUCAAAACUAAUAAAUUCCCCAAUAUAGUUACCCACCCUCCUAGCAGUAUCUACAUUCAUAAACUUGUACGGCACAUUGUGCACUUGCACCCAGAACUCUGCUUCAAAUAAGUCCAUUUUAUGCGGUAUAUCAUUAGGGCCAACUGCCUUUAGCAGUAACAGAUUCCGCUCAAAUAGCCAAGGACCAUCUUCUAUAACACGAUUCAUAUCAAUUUUAUGAUUAAAAGUGAAAAGAUACCUAUUUUCAUCAAUUUCUUGAAACGCCAUUCCUCUUCCUGGCCUCCAGAGCGAUACAAACAGUUCCUGUAGUGACUGAGAUCUGACUUUCCGGUCGGUGAGAAUGACUCCCACCACCGGAAACUCCGCCUCCUUUGCCUUUGGAACGGUUGCUUCUUCUUCUUCCUCAUCAUCAAAAUUCAGUACUAUUUUCUUUCUCCAAAGCCAGUCGUCUAUACUGCUCUCCCACAUCCUCCAUAGUUGAAAAAUCCCAAACCACAGCCGCCGAUAUGCCCCUUCGAGAGAAAAGCUUGCUCGUCCCAAACCCACAGCCACAGCAGUCGAAUUUGAUGUCUUCGUCUGCACUCUUCCAAAACCUGCCGAUAGCAACAAACCAAAGCCACCUUCUCGCCCUUCCUUAGUAUCGAUACAAUUCGAACCAAGGUUGACAGGCGAAGAGGGAAAUAUCGGGCUACACUAAGGCAACGGCGGAAAACCGCCGAACCCUAGAGAGAAAAAUUCGUCGGACAAUUCAUUCUUAUCCUAUAUUUAAAUCUCCGAAUCUUUUUUUGACAAAACAAAGGCCUCUCAAAGAAAAAGUGGAACUUUAAUAUAAGAAGAUCAUGAAUAGUUGAGAUUAUUGGUGUGAAUUUUUCCACUAACUAAAUUAUAAGUAUACGUACGUCCUAUUUCAGAUUUUCAAGGAACUAGCUAGUAGCUAUAUCGGUGAGUCAAAAUAUGAAGUUCUUAUUUUAGAUAUUUUAUGAUAAAGUUGUCUGGACACAUGAGAACACGAAUAAAAUGGGGGGCGGUGAUGCACUGAUGCUGGUGUGGAGUCAAGUAGACAGACGCCUAGCCUGAAUGUCUAGUUCUGGGUGCGUAAGAAAGAAUACAUAAAAAAAAAAAAAAAAAUGCCAAGUCGUUGAAGGCUUGCUUACAUUAAUUUUGGGCUGAAAGGAUAGGUGAGAUAAUGGAGUGGACUGAUAGAAGUAGACAACUAACCAGUAUAAAGUGGGUGCUCUAACUCCCACCCUCAGCUCUUAAUUACUCCAAUCUCUGCUCCUUUAUUAAUACUGUAAACCGCCCCAUUCUUGGUAAGAUCGAAUUCAAUAAAACACACAAGCUAAGUACGACUACUUAAAUAAAUGGUGCUCUCCGCCGCCGUCACCGUAGUACUGCUGCUGCCUCUCAUCACCUUGAUGACUGGCGCUGCAGCCAAAGUCCCGGCGGUGAUAGUGUUCGGCGACUCCUCCGUGGACACCGGCAACAACAACCGGAUCUCCACGCUCCUCAAGAGCAACUUCGAGCCCUACGGCCGCGACUUCAUCGGCAAGCGCCCCACCGGGAGGUUCUCCAACGGUCGGGUCCCGUCGGACUUGAUAUCCGAGGGUCUCGGCCUCCGCCCUUUCGUCCCAGCCUACCUCGACCCCGCUUACAAUAUUUCCGACUUCGCAGCUGGCGUCUGCUUUGCCUCCGCCGGCACUGGCUAUGACAAUGCUACCUCCGCCGUCCUAAACGUGAUACCAUUGUGGAAGGAAGUGGAGAACUACAAAGAGUAUCAGAAGAAAUUGCGGGCAUAUGCGGGAGGGAGAAGGGCGAGGUACGUGAUCCAGGAGUCGCUGUAUGUGGUGAGCAUGGGAACCAACGACUUCCUGGAGAACUACUACAUGCCCGGGAGCCGGAGGGGGAAGCAGUUCACGGUGGAGCAGUUCCAGGGCUUCAUCCUCGGGAUCGCCGAGAAGUUCGUGAGGGAAAUCUAUGGGUUGGGAGCGAGGAAGAUAGCCCUGGGAGGGCUCCCUCCCAUGGGCUGUCUCCCCCUGGAGCGAACCACCAGUUUCCUGGGCGGCUUUGGCAAUGUCUGCAACCAAAAGUACAACACCCUGGCUGCGCGUUUCAACACCCUUUUGAAUGUCAUGAUGAGUAAGCUCAACCGGGAGCUUCCCGGACUCCGCCUUGUUUACUCCGACGCCUACACCGUUUUGCUUCAGAUCAUCACAAAACCUUCCUCAUAUGGGUUUGACGUGGCAUCAGUCGCUUGUUGCGGCACAGGGCUUUUCGAGAUGAGCUACCUGUGUGACCGGAUGAACCCGUUCACAUGUACGGAUGCGAAUAAGUACGUCUUCUGGGAUUCCUUCCAUCUCACCGAGAAAACCAACCGGAUCAUUGUUGACUACCUGAUGAAAAACACCCUGCGCCAAUUUCUCUAGUCAAUCUGCCCAGCCGUAGUAAUUAAUUAAAUUAUACACGUACAGAUAUUGAUUAUUUUUGUCCUUUGUUAUACGUAGUAUAAUAAUAAUACGGAGUAUAUGAUAUGCAUUACACACACCUUAAUUAAUUAUGUUGGUUGGACGUACUCCGUACUUAAAUUAUUAGGUGUUGUGCAAUUAAUUACGUCGUAAUAAUACAUGUGCGUGCUAGCGUCUAUCAUACUGGGCGUGUAUGAAAUUUCUCCUAAUUAUAUGAUAAAUAAAUAUUAAUAUUAAUUAGGUGCAUGUUACUAAACAUUAUUUGAUUAAAUUCCAAGAUCGAC
Molecule: messenger RNA, 3489 nt
Organism: Cuscuta epithymum
Lineage: Eukaryota; Viridiplantae; Streptophyta; Magnoliopsida; Solanales; Convolvulaceae
Source: the annotation of a GenBank genome assembly